This is a messenger RNA of Mytilus californianus (California mussel), 5893 nucleotides long. Its product is annotated as alpha-latroinsectotoxin-Lt1a-like. NCBI's taxonomy places the organism in Eukaryota, Metazoa, Mollusca, Bivalvia, Mytilida, Mytilidae. The record is from RefSeq and is a predicted model, not a curated record. The transcript is spliced from 27 exons. Gene Ontology annotation, molecular function: protein binding. The coding region runs from base 71 to 2932 and encodes 953 amino acids.
AUGAUUUCACACAUUUUGUAUAAUGGUUUGUGACAAUAUGGAUAUAAUUCGAUGCGUAUAAGAAUGGUCGAUGCUCAUAAUGUUUGCAUUUCCUAUUUUGUUGAUUUUGACAGUGAUGUGUACGACUGUUUCCUACCAUUUACAAUGUCCAGAUAUAUCUCAGAGAACACUAAGGGCAUCAGCAUAUUGCUUAAGCAGUUUCAGAUCGGAAUACACAUGUCUUUUUGAUACAAAUCGAUUACGGUUUUCUGAACAGUGUGAAAAAAAUCAAGAUUAUGUUACCCGAGGCGAAAAAUAUGUAGUAACCGGUCGCCGUCGAAAUGUUGACUGUUCGUCAGAACGAUAUCAACCUUUCCCAUUAUGGUCAAAUGUGAGCGGAGUUUGCCUGUAUCAAAAGACGAUAUGUAAAGGAGAGGGUCAAGUUCUAUAUAAUAACGGUACCCUCAUUUCAGAUAGAGCUUGCCGUUGCGAUUAUACCAAAGGAUAUAAAUUUAUAAAACAGCCGAAACAAAAUUGUUUUUGUAUACCAUCAGCUGAAGAUUGUUCCUGUUACUUAAAUAAAUGCGCUGUUGGCUUUACUUUAUCGCCAGAUUAUGAAUGUGUCUAUGAAGAACACGAUAAUGAUUCAAAAUGUCCUGCAUUACCUGCAUCACAGAAUAAACGCGGAAGUUGGCAGCAAAUCAAUACAAGAAAUAACGGUAAAACCAUUCACAAGAGCUACAAGACAUCUUAUGUAAAUACAGUCGUGGCGAUAGGCUUUGUUAUUUGCCCGCUGUUGCUUUUAGUUAUCAUAAUUCGGGGUAAAGUUUGGGAACCUUAUAGUUAUACCCUGAUACCGGUACUGUUACUUUUUGCUGUGCUUUUAACUAGUUUUGUUUUAGUCCUUAUAUUUGUGAAACAUUGUCUGAAAAUUGUAGCAAUAGGAGCUACCUUGUUAGGGGUUUGUAUAAUUUUGGGUACUGUUUUUGUGGUGUAUUGUGCUUUCACGCAUCAAUUAGUUAAGUAUCCACGUGUUUAUGAUGAAUAUUACGAGUUACAGAUUUAUAAAUUACUCUUAGCAGCUUCGAAAGGCGAUAUUAAAAUGUUAAGAAGAAUAAAAUACCAGAACUACAUUAAUAUGAAUGAUACAGAUUGCGACAAAAGAAGCGCAUUGCAUUUAGCGGCAUGUGAGGGAUAUGUUGAUGCAGUGAAAUACCUAUUAAAUAACAAUAAUGUCUAUCAUAAAGGAACAGACAGGUGCUUAGGUCAAACACCUGCCGAGGAUGCAAACUGGCACAUGACACAUACCAAUACCAAUACACCAAAAGGAAAUUUGGACACAAUAAUUUGGCUUUUAAAGAAGCAUACAGGUUUACAGAAAGAUAGGUAUCAUUUUAAAGAUAUUGUUGCAAUGGAAAUGAUCAAAGCAGUCGAAAGCGGAGACGUUACAGAAUUGCAAAGAAGGCAAGAUAUGAAAACGGAUAUGAACAUAUCAGAUCAUGAUGGUCGAACGGCAUUACAUGCGGCGGUUCAAUGGAAUCAAGAAAAAGUGAUAGACUUUUUAAUCAAGUGCAAGGUUUCGCCUUUUGUAAGAUGGAGGGGCAGACGACCAGAAGACAUUAUAUCUGAACCUGAUAAAAAUCCGAAUACAUCCAAAAAUAUAGCUAACAAAUUGAGGAAUUAUAUGGACAGACAGUUAAAACUCCAGUCUGAUGAGCCUAAGAAGGAAAACGAUUACGCUGAUGACAAGGAUUUAAAGAUUGUCCGAAUAUUGAGCAGUGCUUUACGAGGAGACAUUCGUCUCAUGAAACAAUACAAAGCAGUUGGUUAUUGUAUGACGGUUUCAGAUUAUGACAAAAGAACAGCACUGCAUAUAGCAGUGAAUAAUAACCAAGAACAUAUUGUGGAGUUUUUACUGAAUGACUGUGGGCUGACAGAGGAAGCAUACACAGCUGAAGAUAGGUGGAGGAAAACACCGUUUCAAGCAGCCAUGAAAGAAGGAAGAGAACAUAUACUCAAAAUGUUUCUGGAUUAUUGUCCGAAUUUACCAAUCCCGACGAAUGCCAAAGAAAGAAAACAUUGUAUUGUAAUGGCUUGUGUACAUGGUGACUUAGAACGACUUAAAAGAUACAAAGCAGCAGAAUGUUGUAUGGCGGUUUCAGUUGAUGACAAAAGAACAGCACUGCAUAUAGCAGUGAAUAAUAACCAAGAACAUAUUGUGGAGUAUUUACUGAAAGAGUGUAAACUGAUAGAGGAAGCAGACACAGCUCAGGAUAGGUCUGGUAUAACACCGUUUAAGGCAGCCAUGGUAGGAGGAAGAGACCAUAUACUUCAAAUAUUUCUUAAAUAUUGUCCGGACUUACCGAAUCCAACAACUAAUGAAGAAAUAAAAAAUGCCAUCUUUAUGGCUAGUAAAAAUGGUGACGUACAAAGACUUAAAAGAUACAACCAGAAAGGCUACAAUAUGAAGAUAUCAGAUAACGGCAAAGAAACAGCACUGCAUAUAGCAGUGAAUAAUAACCAAGAACAAGUUGUGGAGUUUUUACUGAAAGAUUGUAAUCUGAUAGAUGAAGCAGACACAGCUGAGGAUAGGUGGGGGGAAACACCAUUUGAAGCAGCCAAAAAGGAAGGAAGAGAAAACAUACUCAAUAUUUUUACGAACAACUGUCCGAAUUUAGUAAACACUACUAAUGAUGAAAAGAGCACAUUUUCCUUAUUAAUUGCUGGCGAAGAGAAUGACGUAAACAAACUUCAAAGGUUAUAUAAUGGAGGAGGGAGUAUAAAUAUGCAGAGUUCCAAUGGUAAGACAGCAUGGCAUGUAUCUGCAGAUAAAUGGAAUAUUAACGCAAUGGAGUAUUUGACAAACAUAAACAAAAGCAAUGACAAUAAACAAAAAGGUGUAAUUAUAACCUGUAAAAAAGAGGACAUGAACCUUAGCCAGACAGACAAGUGAUUUCAAGAUGAACUUUAUGUAUUUGGAGAAAAAAAGCUAUUAAACUUUUGACAUAUAUUUCACAAAUCGAUACAAAGCAUUCUUGAUCAUAAUUUUACCUUUGCAUGGAGCAUACAAGACCAAACGUUAACUUUAAAACAAGUCUUUGUCAAUUGGGACAGUCCAUGUCGACUUUAACGUGUGGGCAGGAUUUGUUUUAUUCCAUAUUUACUUUAGCGUCUCGCGUACAAAAAUUAAAUUAUGGUAUGUAUGAGGAGUUUAUCAAGUACCAGACCCAACAACUUUACUUCUUUGGGAGUCAUAAAUGCAUUCUUAUAACUAGAUCUGCUUUCAGGUUAACUUGACAUUGGCUUCAGUACCGAUGAAAUCAGUUAUUAAGCCAUUUACAAGUUAACCUUAAACAUUCAAAAUGUCUGGUCAUCAUUAUAACUUGAUCUACAAGUUAAAUAUCUGUACAAGAUAGGGAAAUACUAACUUUUUAGUUUGUUUCAUCUUUGUUGAUACAGAUCAAUGCAGCAUAUCAUUGAGGUGUAAGCAUUUAGAUUUUUUACACAUAAAUUGUUUGUGAUGUUCAGUUUUGGUUCAUAUGCGAAACAGAAAAGAGGAGCAUUAUAGAGUACUUGACACUCCUACUUGAAAAUUUGAAUUGCCUAAAUUCUUAAUAAUCCUGUUUGAUUUGGUAUGUUCCACCAAGCUUUGUAUAUGUUUCUUGUUACAAAUAUUUAAUAUCAAUUUGUUUGAUCAGAUUUGAAAAUCCAUAUACUACUGUUGUUUCCUCUUAUUUAUUACCCCCGAGCUUUAUAGUAUACAAAUAAGUAACAAAAUACCUGAUGACAUAUCGCCAAGGAUAACAAAAAUGUAUCAAUCGGAUGUUGUCAAUGGCACUAGGUGUCCCAAAUAUAACCUGAAAGUAUGUCAUGAAUACGUCCGUUGCUCACAUUCAUCAUUGUGCUACACAAAGUCAGAUACGUUUGUUUAUAUUAAUGUCAUUACGAUACAAUUUCUAGGUAAUUAGAUUUCAUUAACAACUGGGAACUUUGUUUUAUUUCUAAAUAGUGUCGUCAAAAUGUUAAACCUGUCAUAUUCUUUAUACUGAUAUCCGUUUUUAAAGUAACUUGAUCAUUACCUCUUACAUUACACCACGAUCGGGAUUGUACUACCAUUAACAAUGUAAACAGUUUUAGUGUAUUACUUGUGGACUGUUCUGUUGAUCGACUGAAAUUAAGCGAAAGAAGGAAUGAGCAAUGGUCUAAUGAUGUCGAUCCUGAUAGCAAUAAAUUCCUCUAUCAACACUUUUACGAUUAUUACAGUGUUUAGAUGAAAGUCGUGCUUAUAUAGUUAAUGACUCUAUCGUGAGAACACAAUAUCGCUGAUAAAGAAAACAAUUUUGGAUUCGAGAAUUAAAACAGCUCUUCCAUUCGGGUACAUAGACAAACUUACGGAUGUAGGUAUACUGGUUCUUCGUAUAAAGAAGUGUAGUGACAAAUCAAGAAAAAGUCGCUUAUGUUAAGAGUUUAAUGGACCACCAUACCUCACGACUGAAAAUCCAAAUAAGGAUAUAGUAAACAUUAUACUAUCUAUUUAGCCCUGUUGCAUCUCAUAUUAACUGUUUAUUUUCUAUCUGAAUAACUUAUGUUGCGUUCCCUUCUCAUAAUUUGCCCGAUUCAUGAUUUGAAUUGUUGUUAACACUAAAUGAAAUUGAGUUAUGUCGUGAUUUUUGCAAAUACGAAUAUAAAUGAGCAUCAUUUUUUUGUAUUACUUUUUGACUCAGUUCAUUUGUUAAUUUCAGUAGCAUUUGAGGUAUUUCAUUCUUGAGAUUUAUUUACGGUGAGAUAAAAUUAUUUCCACAUCGGAAUGGAACCGAUUUAAUACGGAAACUUUUAAGCUUUUUUUUUUUAUUUCUUUUUUUUAGAUUUGCUCAACCAGUGCAAAAAUGUAAUGGCAAUCAUGCAUUUUUGGCAAUAUUGCUAUCACUUAGCAUGUGCCAAAGACAACAUUAGGAAUUAAACCACUAAUGCAUAGCCCCAUUGCUUUCUAUGUUAGAUUCUGCAAGUCUUAGCAUUAAUGGAUUCUUUGUUUAAGUUCAAUAAAGUGGCCGUCUUUUCAUGUCAAGAUUAUACUUUAUCCUGCUGACUUGUACUGAAAUUUUCAACAUACCUUUAAUAGCAUAUAAGAGCGCACUUGUUCCCGGAAGUUUAGUAGUACAAAAACAGGAACGAACUUCUGAUCUGAACAACAGGCCGAAAGUGCCCUCCUAUUAUAAUAUCAUAAUUUUCUUUUAUUAUUUAAAAGAAAUUUUCAACAAGGAUUCAACGGUGAUCCAAAGUCUUUCUUUCUUAAGCUUUCAUUUGAUACUAAAAUUACCCAAAUAGUGUUCUUAUUCAGAAGUGGAUUUAGAGGGGAUCCCCCCCUUUCCCCUUUUGUGGGGAAACAUUUGGUUGAUUAUUUAGGGAAAGGGAAUCACUGCAGCAGGCUCCCUCUUAUAGCAGUCAAUGGGCCCCUACCCUUAUGAAAAUUUCUGGAUCCGCCACUGUUAUUUACAAAGUACAGCAAAGCGUAGGAACUAUGUGGUUUAAAAUAUGGACUACUUUCUUGUAUGUUCUUUCUGACCGGGCCCAAAUAAGUGGUUCUAUACUAGAAAGAUGAAUAUACACUUGUUGAGUACACAGAUGUGCGACGAGAUAGUGUUAAUUACCAUGUUCAUGACGAAUUUGAUUCAAUCUCCAUAGAUAACUUCAGGCAAAAGGAAUUGUAUCAUUCAUGAUAAAUUGUCAGUUAUCGACUGAACCGGCAAAAAUGAACCUGCUACUGAAAUUGCAUAUGACUUUGACCAUAAUAUUGCUUUUCAAAGGCUAACAGAAAGUAAAUGUGAUGAUAUUUUUUAAAAGAAAAAUCAUAUUUGAUGCCGUUCUUGCUUGAUACGUUUAUUCAAUUUUUUUUCAGAAUAAAUUAUUUGAUAGA